Euleptes europaea (tarantolino) is the source of this 1395-nucleotide messenger RNA. RefSeq names its product BPI fold containing family B member 2 (gene BPIFB2). The transcript has 15 exons. Gene Ontology annotation, molecular function: lipid binding. The coding region runs from base 28 to 1395 and encodes 455 amino acids. The record is from RefSeq and is a predicted model, not a curated record. NCBI's taxonomy places the organism in Eukaryota, Metazoa, Chordata, Lepidosauria, Squamata, Sphaerodactylidae.
GCCUGGCAGCUUCAUCCCCGCAGGAAGAUGUUCAAGCUGUGUACUUUGGGUAUCGUUCUGUGCCUUCUGGCCCCAUCUCACGAGACCACCCCUGGGACUGUGGUGAGAGUUCAUCAAGAAGCGCUGGAGUAUGUAUGCCAAGAAGGAAGACCAUUCCUUAUAAAGGGUAUGAUGGCCAUACAGGUCCCAGCUUAUAAGCCUCCUGGGUUUAUUUUUGGAUCCGUUCUGAAAAUAGUGGGCAUCAAAAUCCUGGAUGUUCAGCUCCCGCACCUCUCUGUGAAGCUCAUUCCAAAGACCGGCGUCCAGCUUUCCUUCAGCAGUAAAUUGCACAUGAAAGGCAACAUCUUGGAGUGGAAGCUGGGGUCGUCCAUCUUGCUUGAUGUCCGGGUCACGCGCAGCCCCAGUGGCUUCCCCAUCUUGAGCAUUACCGCUUGCAAGUCCCUAUUGGGAGAUAUACAAAUUCUCUUUGGCGGAAACAAUUUACUUGGCUUCCUGCGGCCUUUUCAGAACCACCUCCGAGCCAUAUUGGUUGACAAGAUGUGUCUGAGCGUCUCCAAUGUGGUUUUGGGGCUGAAUGCCCACUUGAGAACCAUGGUUGGCCUGAACACCAUCAACUCUAUGUCUCACCUCCAGUACUCCAUGCUGGAGAACCCUGACAUCACCAGUGAAUACAUGGAUCUCGAUUUGGAUGCUGCCUUUGAAAUGAUGGGGAAGCCCGUGCAAGAUUCCAGCCCCCUGCCCCCUUUCUCCUUACCCCCCCAAGAGACGGCUGACGAUGACUCCAUGGUGACCAUGGGCCUGUCCGACGACAUGUUUGAGCAUUUCUUUCAAACCCUGGAAAAAUCUGGAGCCUUUAAUCUGAACAUCGGAGGAAAGUCGGGCUCUGGAGACUUCCACCUCUCCACCUCUAUGCUGCAAUCUGCCAUCCCCUCGCUUGCACAAAAGUAUCCCAGGGAUGUUGCCAUCGCUCUCAUUGUGGUCCUCGCUGAGCUUCCUGUUGUCACCUUGAAAGAAGGCAGAGCCACGCUGAGCAUCAGUCCCACCAUCCACCUGGAGGUGGCCGAUUCGUCCUCCGAGACCCUCUGCUCUCUGCGCUGUGUGCUGGCCUUGUCCCUCCAAGUGGAUGUCUCACCGACCUACCUCCAGUUAUCGGUUGCCCUUCAGGGGGAGAUGGGUCUGGAGAUGGUUUCUUCCAGUGUGAAAGACGUGCAGGUCAGUAAGAUGAGAACAAUCAUAGUCUCGGUGAUGGAGAAGAAUUUCCUGGCUCACAUGAACGCUGUUCUGGUCGGAGGAAUCUCUCUCCCCAAGCUGGCCAACGUCCAGUAUACCGAUGGUGACAUCGAGAUCCAUGAGGGUUAUGCGCAAGUCAACUGUGACCUUGACUAUAAACACUGA